GAUCUUACCCAAUCAUUCUCUUUCCCCAACAGGAUUUGAUUGACGACCUGAAGUCUGAGCUGAGUAAGAAUUUUGAGAAAGUUAUUAUUGGACUGAUGACCCCUAUCACUCUGUAUGAUGUGGAGGAGCUGAGAAGAGCAAUGAAGGGGGCUGGAACGGACGAGGGCUGCCUGAUAGAAAUCUUGGCCUCUCGUACCAACGAGGAAAUGCGGAGGAUUAAUGACACCUACCGCCGUCAGUAUGGAACCACCCUCGAGAAGGACAUUGCUUCAGAUACCUCCUCCAAGUUCCAGAGGGUCCUGGUGUCCCUGUCCACUGGCAACAGAGAUGAGAGUUCCCAUGUUGACCAGGGUCUGGCCAAAGAGGAUGCCAAGUGCCUGUAUGAAGCGGGGGAGAACAAGUGGGGCACCAGUGAGGGCCAGUUCAUUACUAUCUUGUGCUCCAGAAGCAGGAACCAUCUUUUAAGGGUAUUUGAUGAAUACAAGAACAUCGCUAACAAAGAUAUUACGGAGAGUAUUAAAUCCGAGAUGUCUGGAGACCUUGAAGACGCCUUGCUGGCAAUAGUGAAAUGCAUGAGAAAUAAACCUGCCUACUUUGCUGAACGGCUGUACAAAUCGAUGAAGGGCUUGGGGACCGAUGACGACACUCUGAUCCGCCUGAUGGUCUCUCGCUGUGAGAUCGAUAUGAUUGAUAUUAAGGCAGAGUUUAAGGGCAUGUAUGGCAAAUCCCUCUACUCUUUCAUUAAGGGAGACACCUCUGGGGACUACAGGAAAGUUCUGCUCCUUCUGUGCGGCGGAGACGACUAAGAGCUUCAAGAUGUCUUCCCCACAUUGAAGCCAUGUGGCUGGCUGUCCCCAUAGAAUCACCCUUUUAUGACUUGGGGACUUCAACUCCCAGAAUUCCCGAGUCAGGAAUUCUGGGAGUUGAAGUCCCCAAGCCAUACAAGGGCCAUACUUCCCCACCCCGGCCAUGACGAGUAGUCGAACCUUUCACAGAAAUGUUUUUGUUUUUUUAAAAUGCCAACCAUAUCAUGCUAACAUUGAUUGUACCUCUGCUCUUCUCUAUGUCUCAAUUUAAAAAA
Pseudonaja textilis is the source of this 1081-nucleotide messenger RNA. Lineage: Eukaryota; Metazoa; Chordata; Lepidosauria; Squamata; Elapidae. The record is from RefSeq and is a predicted model, not a curated record.